This is a messenger RNA of Cercospora beticola, 3806 nucleotides long. It is a transcript of the gene CDC60, whose product is annotated as leucine--tRNA ligase CDC60. The record is from RefSeq and is a predicted model, not a curated record. Gene Ontology annotation, biological process: leucyl-tRNA aminoacylation. Gene Ontology annotation, molecular function: leucine-tRNA ligase activity; aminoacyl-tRNA deacylase activity; ATP binding. Lineage: Eukaryota; Fungi; Ascomycota; Dothideomycetes; Mycosphaerellales; Mycosphaerellaceae.
UCACAAAGAUACUGCCGCCCUCGCCGCUCGAUCUGCCCCUCCACUUCCCCCACCACUCCCUCCUCCCAUCUCACGACGUCGCUCGCUCUCCAUCGCCUGUCUUCGCAGCUGCGGGGGCUGCGUCGUCUACCGCUGCCAACCCGAACACCUAUCAAAAUGGCAGCCGUGCAGGCCAGCACUCAGCCGGCCAAGGGCACGUUGAAAAUCGAGAACACGGACAAACGCGAUACGCUCAUCGCCAGCGAGAAGAAAUACCAAAAGCAAUGGCAGGACAGCAAGGUGUUCGAGCAGGACGCUCCGUCUCUGCAAGAUGUGCCCUUCCACGCCAUAUCGCCCUCGGAGCUGCGUCAGAAACACCCCAAGUACAUGGCCACCAUGGCCUACCCCUAUGUCAAUGGCACUCCGCAUUCCGGCCACGCUUUCACGGCCAGUAAGCUCGAGUUCGCGGUGGGUUGGGCGCGCAUGCAAGGCAAGCGAGCUCUCUACCCGCAGGGUUUCCACUGCACCGGCAUGCCUAUCAAGGCCUGCGCUGACAAGCUGGUGCGCGAGAUUGAGCUCUUUGGACAGAAUUUCGAGAAGUGCCCUGUGGACAACGGUGAGAGUGCGGAGGCCGAUACCGCGCCGCCCGCUCCUGUGCAGAACACCACCAAGGAGGAUGUCACCAAAUUCACAACCAAAAAGUCAAAGGCAGCUGCCAAGGUCAAUGUGGCCUUGAAGUACCAGUUCCAGAUCAUGCUGGCUAUUGGUAUUCCUAUCGAGGAGAUUCACAAGUUCGCCGAUCCACAGUACUGGUUGCACUACUUUCCUCCCCUCUGGAAGCGUGACUUGGACAACCUGGGAUGCAGAGUGGACUGGCGAAGGUCCAUGGUCACGACCGACGCGAAUCCGUACUACGACGCCUUUGUGCGGUGGCAGGUCAAUCGUCUGAAAGAGAUGGGCAAAAUCAGGUUCGGCAAGCGAUAUACAGUCUACUCGCCCAAGGAUGGUCAAGCGUGCAUGGACCAUGACCGAGCAAGCGGCGAGGGCGUGGGUGUGCAAGAAUAUACAGCAUUGAAGCUACGCGUGAAGGAAUGGGCAGAAUCAGCGAAGAGCAAGCUCGAAGGCAAGAUACCCGAGGGCGGCAACGUGUACUUCGUCCCUGCAACUUUGAGGCCAGAGACCAUGUACGGGCAGAACUGCUGCUUCGUCGGACCCAACGUGGACUACGGAAUAUAUGAAAUCAAGAAGGGCGAGGAGUACUACUUCGUCUCAGACCGAGCCGCAAGAAACAUGGCGUUUCAAAGCAUUUUCCCGGAGUGGGGAGUUUUCCCUAAGGUUGCCGAUUUCAAGGGAUCGGAAGUAGUUGGCACACUUGUCAAUGCACCGCUAUCUGUCCACAAGGAUGGAGUCUACAUUCUUCCUAUGGAAUCGGUCAAGCCAACGAAGGGAACUGGCGUUGUCACAAGUGUUCCUUCCGACUCCCCAGAUGAUUACGCGACAACCCUCGAUCUGCAAAAGAAGGCAGAUUUCUACAAGAUCAAGAAGGAAUGGAUCGACAAGGAAAUCGUGCCGCUCAUUGAGACGCCUGAUCAUGGCAACCUCAUUGCGAAGAAACUUGUGGAAACCAUGAAGAUCAACUCACCCAAAGACGCAAAACAAUUGGCCGAGGCUAAAGAAAUUGCAUACAAGGAAGGCUUCUACAAGGGCAAGAUGCUCAUUGGGAAAUACGCCGGAGAGCGUGUUGAGGAAGCAAAGCCCAAGGUGCGGCAAGACUUGAUUGAUGCUGGCGAAGCGUUUGCCUACGCGGAGCCAGACGGACAAGUCAUCAGUCGAUCAGGCGACGAGUGUGUCGCUGGUCACUUGGAUCAGUGGUUCAUGAAUUAUGGCGAGCCUGAAAAGUCGGGCGAUCCGGAUUGGCAACCAGCGGUUUUGAAGCACGUGCAGAACAAGGAUGGUAAUGGACUCAACACAUUUUCCACUGAAACCAAGAACGCUUUCGAACAGGUACUCUUCUGGCUUGCACAAUGGGCAUGUGCUCGAGGUUACGGUCUUGGCACCAAGCUGCCGUGGGAUCAGACGCAACUGGUAGAGAGCUUGUCCGACUCUACGAUCUACAUGUCGUACUAUACGAUCGCCCAUUUGCUCCACAAGGACAUUUUCGGCAAAGAGAAGGGACCGGCCAAUGUCUCAGCAGAUCAAUUGACGGAUGAUGUUUGGGAUUGGCUGUUCUGCAGGACUGAAGAAGUCCCGAAGGAAUGCUCCAUCCCAGAAGAGACACUCCACCGCAUGCGCCGUGAGUUUGAAUACUGGUACCCAUUGGAUCUCCGUGUAUCUGGAAAGGAUUUGAUCCAGAAUCAUCUUACAUUCUUCCUCUACGUACACGUCGCCUUAUUCCCACCGGAGUACUGGCCACGUGCUAUCCGAGCCAAUGGGCACUUGUUGCUCAAUGGCGAGAAGAUGUCCAAAUCUACUGGCAACUUCCUCACCCUAUACGACGCGACCGCGAAGUUUGGUGCUGAUGCGACUCGCGUCGCUUUUGCCGAUGCAGGCGACACUAUUGAGGACGCCAACUUCGACGAAACCGUUGCGAACGCCAAUAUCCUUCGACUUUUCGAGCUCCGACAGUGGUGCGAGAACGUCAUCCUGGACGCACGCGUGCUCAAGGAUGGGGUGUCGUAUGCCGAGGUGAGCAAGAAUGAGAGGCACAAGACGAACGAUGUCAUCGUCCGCACUGGAGAGAAGCUUUUCUGGGAUGAGCUAUUUGAGAACGACUUGAACGGUCUUGUCAAGGAGACGGAGCAGCGGUACCACGAUGCGGACUACAAAGCGGCUCUCAAGAGCGGAUUCUACGACUUCACGAACGCCCGCGACUUCUACCGCGAGGUCACCAAGGCUGCAGGCAUCGGAAUGCAUCAAGAUCUGGUCACGAGAUACGUGGAGCAACAAGCUCUGAUGAUCACCGUUGUGGCGCCCCACUGGGCAGAGCACAUCUGGCUCGAAGUUUUGAAGAAGCCAGACACUGUGCAGAACGCUCGCUUCCCACAAGUCCCAGACCAGAAACCAAACCUGACUGCUGCGCGCGAGUAUGUGCGCACAACUCAGAGCAACAUCACGGGAGCCGAGGGCGUUCAGCUCAAGAAGAUGGCCAAGGGCAAGCAAACUUCUUAUGAUCCCAAGAAGGACAAGAAGCUCUCCAUCUUCUUUGCGCAAAAAUUCCCGGCGUGGCAAGACAGCAUCAUCGAUGUCGUGCGUCAGAACUUUGCGAACAUGAAGGUCGACGUCGGAGCAGUGAACAAGAGCCUGCCCAAGACUGAAGUCAAGCGCGCAAUGCCGUUCGUGAACAGUCUGAAGAAGAAUUUGGAAAGCGGCAUUGACCCAACGACCGUUUUUGAGCGCAAACUGGCCUUCGAUGAGGCUGCUGUGUUGCACGAGAUGGUACCUGGCAUCAAGCAAACGGUGCAGAAGUGCGCCGUCAUCGAGGUCGUCCUGGUCGACCCAGAGACCAAGACUGGUAAGAUUGUGGCCGGCACACCUGGUGUGAAGAUUGGUGAGGAGAAAGAGACCCUGCCACCAUCUGCCGAGAAUGCUGUACCUGGUCAGCCUACCUCGUUCUUUGAGAACACGACAUCAUAAGCCGGUGCACAGGAUUGUCGGAAUCAAUGAGUGUAGGUCUGUGAUGUGGGUAUGGAGGGCAGAGAUGUCCUGGCCGGCCACUCUGUAUUGCUCAGGCGCCGAGCCUUGCACGAUGAAGAUGUAAAACGAAACGGGAACUGUAGCAAAAAGUGUAGGCAACUCUGCCAUGCAGACUCUGACCCUCAAUGUCUACU